This is a messenger RNA of Rotaria socialis, 486 nucleotides long. The record is from the annotation of a GenBank genome assembly. NCBI's taxonomy places the organism in Eukaryota, Metazoa, Rotifera, Eurotatoria, Philodinida, Philodinidae.
AUGGCGGAUCGACGUCUGCGACAUGUUACAAAUCUUGACAAUGAAUUUAUAGGAGAUUAUUAUUCAAUCGAUAAUUUCGAUGAAAAAUCUAAAAAUUGUAUGGAAAUUCUUAUUGCAGAAUCGAUUGGUGAAAUAACAAAAAAUUAUCUUCCCGAAUAUCAACGAUUAUCAGCUUUUUCUUACUAUCCACCGUUGAAACCUGAACAAAUUCGUAAACUUACAAUUGAAAAUGUAACAUCAAACGAUGUACAAAUUCAAAUAACAGACAGAAUCUAUAAUCGAUUAGAAUUAAUUUUAAAAAGCAAAACACCGAAUUGGAAUGCUACAGAUCAACGAACAGCAAAACGAUUUGUUACAAACGCCGUUCAAGAUGCUGUUGAAGCAAUACGUAAGAAAUUAAAUGAAUGCAUCGCUCUUGAAAAUCAAACACCAAAUAUUAUUGUUCAACGUUUUGUAUUAGAUAAUAAUCGAUUGAAAAUUGUUUGA